AUGUUUUUGGGGGUGUUAUAUUAUCUCCUUCCUCUAUUGCAGGUUUUGUCUGAUUAUGAAACACAAGGAAGCUUGAUCAUCAAUUCAUCACAGGCUUAUUACCACUUCUGCGAGUUCCAAGUUCUCCCUAAAGCAGUGUACCCAUUCAAUAACAUUACCGUCGCCAACGAUGUCUCGCCUUACAAGGGCGUUGGCUUUGCAGCAGGAACAGAAUUCUCACCGGGAAUUCACGGCGAGGAACAAGGCUCCAUUGAAGUCCAAGGCCGCGCAGACUCUUACAUCGAAUUACGGAAAGACGUCGGGAACCUGAAUAUUAAGAGGUCUAUCACCAUCUUGUUGUAUGUGUAUCCCCUCGGUAGGGCAGGUCCUAUUGUUAACUACAAAAAAGAUGGACAUGGAGUUCAGAUUUACGAGGAUAGAUUUUCAGACAGGGCAUUGGCAACGCGUGUCAAUCGUCGCAAUCUUCGGCGAACAGCAGUUAUUAAGAAGACUGGAAUACUGACCCGAAAUGAAUGGCAUUAUGUCGGAAUGACCUAUGAUUACAGUAGCGGGUUGGUUAGCCUGUGGCACAACGACCAGGAAGUCUCAUCAGGAAACAUAGGAAGAACAGAGAUCGCUACACAGUUUGAUGUACGCAUCGGAGCUCGCCAGACAUCAACGGACGACUUUUUUAAAGGCAGGGUGGCAUGUCUGCAGUUUUACUCAACAGUGUUGACGCAGAGACAAAUCGAAAAGGCACGUAUAGCGUGCAAACCCUUUGAACCCGUCAGCAGGAUUAAUAUGGUUAUACACCACAAAAGCAGGUACAUUGAAGUCAACGAAAACAUUUCAGUGGCAGUGCACAACGACAAGAACUCAAAGUUUAGCGAGUACGUAUACGAUCUAGGUGACGGAAGCCCGACGGUCACCUCCGAUCGAGAAGCAAUUCACCACCGUUAUUCAACGUAUGGAGAUUUUUCCGUGAAGGCCAUCAUAUUUAGCCGUUGCCGUAAUGAAACUUUAGUCGUCAGAGCAACUGUGACUGUUGAAAGACCUUUGGAGCUCCUGGGAAACCUGAACCUGUCUUAUGACCCUGUAUCAUUCCCCUCCGUGUUCAUUGCAGUUCUGAGUUUAAAUCGAGGCACUGAUUUCAAAUGUAAUUGGAACUUCAGUGAUGGUCACCUGGCUGAGACAGACUUUGCGCAUCAUGGGUUGAUGCACAAGAUGAAUUACCAGUUUAACUCAGCAGGAACGUAUACACUUAACGUCAGUUGUGUCAACAGGCUUAGCACAGCAAAUGUUUCUUCGCUAGUAUUUGUGCAAGUUCCCAUCACAGGUCUCGUUAUUGACAAAAUUACUCCUAAAACCUACCUCAGCGAGUUCCUUGUCACGUGGCGAGUACAAACUGGCAGCGAUAUCCACUACACAGCUAGAUUUGAAAAUAAGGAGCUUAAGAUAUUCAAAGGUCAGAAUGAUUCACGCGGAUGGGCUUGGAUACGACGUCAAGAUCACGUGAGUGUAGGUCUCUUUGACGUCACUGUAACAGCGACCAACAAAGUAAGCGCAGUUUUACAGGCUUCAGAAACGAUUCGCAUUGAAACAGAAGUACAACCCUUUGUGCCAGUUAUAUACCAUUCAGAUCGAGACAUCGAAAUUAACGAGACUGUUGUCCUAUCCAUGACAAAAACUAACGAGGAAAAUGCGGCCAAUCCUUACUAUCUUAUCGACUUAGGAGAUGGAAGAAAUCCAUUGAACACAAGAGGGAUAAUGACAAACAUCAGCUAUCCAGUCUACGGGGACUUCUUGGUGACAAUUAAUGCCUCUAACAACGUAUCUUUCUUCAUUGCGAAUAUUUUGAUCAAGAUUCACAAACCAGUGCUGUUGGUAGAAGAUUUGUCCUUGACCACUCAACCGACAAUCUUCUUACAAACUACAGUGAUAAGUGCGCACAUUCCAAGAGCCUCCGAUGUUAUCUGUAGCGCUUCAUUUAAUGAAAUUCCUAAUUACAGCAAGGAGUUCGACCUCCGCGCGCAGUCCGCCUGGGAUCCUGUCAAGGAUCCAAUGAACAUGAACGUGCCUGAUGUCCAGUUUUUUAUAAAGCGCAAUUAUACAAAAGUAGGAGUUUAUAAAGUGACUGUCACUUGUAGAAACCGUCUUAGUGAAAAGACUGCAACAAUUGCUGUUACUGUCCAGAGACCAAUCAUUGGUGCUCGACUCAUUCCCAUUAAACCUAUUAUAUUUGGAAAACCGAUCAAUAUUAGCUUCGGUUUUACCUCGGGGACCAACGCCUCUUUCGCAAUAGACUUCAACGAGCAUAGAUUCCGUCGGAACAUGACAGGUCUCUCAGCAUUUCAUAUCUUAGAUGAAGAUGUUUACAAAUUCCCAGGGAUACACGAGUACACUGUGGCCGUGUGGAACCUGGUGACGUCUCCGAUUUGGAUUCAAGGGCACGUCAUUGUCGAGAUUCCCAUACAUAGUCUGACAGUGUACAUCAUGGGAAAUCCACGUGAUAUAGAAGUGAACGAGAGCGUGUCCAUAGUUACGAGUCUCAAAAAUGGUAGUAAUCCAGAAUUUGCGUUUGACUUCAAUGAUGGAGGCGAGCUGAUGGUCACUCAAAGACAUCUUGUUGAUUACAAGUUUAAUCCUCAUUCUCAUUAUGUGGUUAAUGUCACUGCGCGAAACAAUGUAAGCGAAGAAUUUGCGCUGCUAAAGGUAAAGGUUGUCAAGCCGGUACUCGUUCUCCGAGGUCUCUCACUCCGUACUGCGCCAACUGCUGUGAAUGACUCAACUAAAAUCGUCCUUUAUUUGCGGGAGGGCUCAGAUUUUUUCUGUACAUGGCAGUUUGGAGAUGGAUCAAGUCUGAAUUCUAGUUACCACUAUCUUAGCUUUUAUGCCGAUGGGAAGACAGCGGAAAGAGAAGCCUUUCAAAACCUUAAAUUUUACGUUGAACAUAGAUUCUCAUCUGCAGGUAUCUUUGUUGUCACAACCCGUUGUCAAAAUCGCUUGAGUUCCGAAGUCGCUUCGGCGGAGGUCGUGAUUCAAACCCUCGUCGAGGGCUUGAAUAUUCCAGUAAUUCCCGCCCAAAGUAUUGGUCGAGAAUUUCGAGUUUUCUGGAGCAUAUCAUCAGGAACAAAUGCUACGUUUCAAAUCGGUUUUAAGGGAGGAGAGAUCACUUCUAUUCACACUUCAGAAUUAGAAGGUCACGCUCGUGUGGUGGUCAAUAUUCCUGGUGAAUAUUUCAUUCAGGUAACAGCCCAUAACUUAGUAAGCCCAAUACAAAACAGAUCAGCGGUCAUCUUAGCAGAACUUGCUGUCACAAAUAUCACCGUCAACGUUACAUUUGCAUCUCGUGAGUUAGAAAUUGAACAAAACGCGACCUUCACCGUUCAGUUAGGUGCUGGAACAAGCCCAAUGUUUUUGUUCGACUUUGGAGACGGCAAUAAAGUGAAGAAUACUUUGGGAAAGAUCUCACACGCCUACGCCUACAAAGAUAUUUAUCUGACACAACCGAACUUCACCUACCAAGUUUAUGUGUCAGCCUAUAAUAACGUGUCCUCAGUCUCUACCAUAAUAAAUGUCACCGUGCAUAGACCAGUUCUUCAACUACAUAACAUGAAGCUGUCGACGUUGCCUUCAAACGUGUCUGAAAACGCGAGAAUCGUGCUUUCAAUCGAUCAAGGCUCGGAUUAUUUCUGUGAUUGUGAUUUCGGAGAUGGAAGAGCGCUACACCGGCUAAACAUCCCAAACAAAGUGUAUCUGGGCUCAGUCCGAACACCAGUUAAGAACUUUAACAAUCACAGUUAUCGAAUAAGUCAUGUCUACCAAAAAUCUGGAAAAUACCAUUUGCUUGUGGAAUGUAAAAACCGGCUUAGUCAUGGAAGGGAUGCCCAGGAAAUUACUAUACAAGAGCCGAUAAAAGAUCUCAAAAUUUCUAACUUGCACCCUCGACAGUUUAACGAAACUUUUGUUAUUUCAUGGCAAACAACCAAUGGCACCGAUGUAAACUUUCGGAUUCUUUUUGGCAAUGUAAUUUCUAAGGAGUUGGGUGGGAAUCGAAACGUCACCAUUAAACCUGCAGAAUAUAAAGCUGCGGGUGUAUUUCAAGUAGUGGUUGAAGCAUGGAACUUCGUCUCCAGGGCUGUUGCUAAAACAGCCCUGAUAAUCCAACAUCCGGUACAUAUUGAAGAUGCAUAUGCUAGGUUACCCCAACAAGGCGGUUCACAUGGUGGGCAAGGUUUUCAUAGCAACAACUUUCCAGCUUGCCGCAACAUCACAUUCCAAGUUUUCGCGCUAGGAACUGACUUAUCGUAUCAAUGGCAGAUCGAUAAUGAAAAAGGGAAAUUCGGACCAAAGAUGCGCAUUCAGCACAGUUUUCGCCGUGUAGGAAUUCACACUGUGAUGGUUCUGGUAAGGAACUUGGUGAGUGAGGCGCAUGCGAACAUCAGUGUAAUGAUUCACUACGCCAUAGAGGAUCCUAUCUUGCAAAUCAACAGCCCUCAGAAAAUUAAUCAACCAAUUUUAUUUUACAUAAGCGCUAAGCAGCUCGGCACAAAUUCUUGCUUCUUUGUCGAUUUCGGAGACGGGACACGUUCCUUGUUUGGACAUCCCGGAUGCAAAGCAAGAAACUCAACGUCCAGCUUUAUUGUCAAAUCAGCCGUUGAAAGCGUUAAGUUUGAUCAUAUCUACAAUCAGGUGGGACAAUAUGUUGUUGCCUUAAACGCUUCAAACGAGGUAUCCUUUGUUCGUGUUUUUAAAGAUGUCGAAGUUGUCUUUGCAUCUUGUGCAAGUCCUUAUGUCAAGAUUGAAAAUCUUGGUGAAACUUCAAAUACCGCCCCAACAUCACUCAGAUCGGAUCCCUUCGUUGUCCGUACUCUGAUUCACCUUGACUGCGAGAGAUCCAACAAAGUAAAAUUUAGCUGGAGGCUACUGUUGCUUGACGAAAACGGAGUUCAAAGCAAACACAAAGGAAAUAUUAUUAUGAAUGAAAGAGAACUAAACAUUCCCAGGAAAACGUUGCAAUACGGAGUGUAUGAAGUUCAGUUCACAGCGCAAAUGGCAAUACCUGAAACAGACAAAUUUCGCGGCACAACUAUUGGUUACUUAAAAAUUGUUCCAUCGCCCCUCAUAGCAAAGAUUGACGGCGGUAAUUUGAUUAGUCGAGGAUUUGGGAAAAAGGUAAAGAUCGAUGCAUCACCAUCGAAAGACCCGGAUGUUGAAAAUGUACAAGACUCAGGCUUGAGUUACACGUGGCUAUGCAGGAGCAUUUACACGCAGUUCCCACAAAAUCUUUAUUCAAAUUUAAAUCUGCGCACCCCAUACGACACCACCGGUCAAACGUCAACACCUGGGAAAAUGUACUCAAAGGGUUGCUAUGGAGAUGGAGAGUUUGUUUUGGCUGGCAGGGAUAGUUGGCUGACUCUCGACACGUCGCAAAUGAUGGAAGAUGAAACAUACGUGGUGUUUGUGGUCAUAAGGAAAGGAGGAAGGAUAGCCCAUCAGUACCAAGUGGUGGAAGUCAUCCAAGGAGAUCCUCCUGUGUCAAAAAUAGAGUGUAAGCAGAACUGUGGAGAGAAAAUCUGUCCAUCCAAACGAUUUUCCCUGGUUGGCACCUGUUUUGAGGGUUGUAUUGGACGCCUGAUCUACGAAUGGCGAGUCUACAAAAACGUUGGCAACGACUCCAUCAAGUCCUGGGAACUGCAACAAAAUAUCGCGCAAAGCUUGGCCGAGGUGAAGGAUACCACAGGUCCCAUUUUCACGCUGCCUAAAGACAUGCUCCAUGGGGGCAGCGAGUACCUCAUUCGCCUUUACGGUCGCCGUGCGAGGGGAGUCAACGGCAAGACAGAGAGUGUGUACGUAACGAAUGAAGUUCCUCAGGGAGGGGCCUGUUUUGGUUGGCCUCCGAGCGGUGAUGCACUGAUAACGAAUUUCCAUAUUUGGUGCGAAGGCUGGAAAGAUCCCGACAUGCCCCUGAGUUAUCAAUUUUAUUACAAAAAUGAGGAAGGAAAACUAGUUCUGUUUUACUUUGGUCAUAAUAAUUUUACAUAUUCUGAACUACCUCUUGGAAAUCCCACGCAGAAUUACACGCUCGAAAUAAUCGCCAAAGUGUUAGACUUCUACAAAGGAGAGGCCAAAUAUUCUCUUUUUUUGCAGUCUGUAGAACCCAAGAUAGAAGGAGACCAACUUGAUAAUAUGCUUGCUAACAUGACAUCAGGUGAAAACAGUCAGUUAAGCAACCUGGUGAACGUAGGUGAUAGCCAAGCCGCUCUAAGGAUGGUUGGAGCCAUCAAUUCACUUCUGAACGCGCAGAGCACAAAAACACCAUCCGGUAAUGACAGCGAAAGAGAGGGUGCCAGGAAAGAAAAGAGAAAAGAGGUUCGGACAUCAGUAAUCAAAGCGGCGGCGUCCCUUCCUGUGACGUCAUUAGAGAGCCUGCAACAGUCCGCUGACACGAUAGCUAGUGCUUCCAUGUUCACCGAUGAAACAUCAACAACAGCUAUGAAUGCUUCAACAGAAGCUUUUGAGAGAAUGUCAGCCCUGUUAAAGAGUAGUUCCGAUGACUUUGCUGGUUACGACGCAGUAGUUAGCAGUGCCGAGUCCCUCUUGUCUGGAAUGGGACAAGUUCUUAAUGCCGCCGGGAGUUCCGUAGCUAUUAAGCCCAAAAAGAUGAAUGCUACGAAAGCCCCUCCAACAUGUGGGCCAUACGAUUUUGACUGUAGCGAAGUAGAUGAUGAAUUCUCUAGAAAUUCUACGGAUGAAGAAGAUGUAGAACUUGACGAAGAAUCUGCCAAGAGCCGCGAUGCAGCUAACGCUAUCGUGGGAAUGCUUGGAACAGUUAGCGGCUCUGUCCUGGAGAACAAACUCCCAGGUGAACAACCAAGUGUUAUUUCAACUGCUAAGCUCAACAUGGCGGUAGAAAGGGCUGACCCAGACUCCCCAAACGGAUCUUCAAUCGGUGACGGAGCAUCAGGCUUCAAGAUGCCUCCUUUAGGAAAGCUGUUUGGCAAAGCAGGCUCAGACCUUGAUGGCCCUGUAGACAAAGAGAUGGCUGCUGUUAACGAGAACCCAUACACGUGGGACAAAGGAUCUUCGAGUAUCACCGGAAAGGUCGUCAGUCUUUCCUUCAAUAGCAAAGGUAAAAAGCUAAGUGUCUCCAACCUGGACGAAGAUGACCCAAUAGACGUUUUUAUUCCAAGAGAUUCUCCCGUCAGUCCUCCGGAAAAAUUUAUUUACAACUGUUCUGUGCACCGAGGAAGGCGUACACAUAAGCUGUUGGUUGACAAAAAUGGCACUGCCGUCAAUGUAGAGGUUCGUUUAGUCGGCUCAAGUCGGCAGUUUGUGGUUUAUGUCAGGCGCGGGAAAGCCCCGACAACUACAGAGUUCGACUGGAGAGCAGUUUCUCCCAACAUAACCGAAGAAGAACGAUUGAGUCCUAAUGUUACCGAUGAAAGUACAAACUCUACAGACCAAGAUCCUACCUCUUUCAGUACAUCAUUAAAGUCAACUUUAAAUGAGACAAACACUCUACAGAUAAAUCUCACUAAACUGGAACACGCCAGAGAUAAUCUUCACGACUCCAAUGUUACAUUAUUUCUAUCUCAAAAGAGACUUUACAUGGGUACAUAUUUCGUUAGCAUCUAUUUUUCGCCACCGUCUCCGUUGAAUGGACAACACGACCCAGCUGAAUGCAAAGGCAAUGAUUUGAGCAUUACUUACACGCUGAGAACGUUUAAAUCCAAAUGUUUAUAUUGGAACGAGGAAUUUCAAAAGUGGAAGAGCGAUGGCUGUGAGGUUGGUAACUUGACAAGUGUCACACGCACCCAUUGCCGUUGCACGCAUUUGACAGCAUUUGGUUCAAUGAUGGACGUCGCCCCAAAUCCAAUUGAUUACAGCGCCGUAUUGGCUGGAUUCAGUUCAAUGUUCGAAACAGGGAACGUAGUAGUGUUUUUCUUUAUCCUCGUCAUGUUUCUCCUGUAUGCUCUUGCGUUGGUGUGGGCCAGGAGAGCCGACAAGAGGGACAUGGAACAGACAGUUUUGUGUACAGCUAUGUUGUCUGGUGCUAUGUUCUAUGGGCAAAAUGUAUCUGUGGACGAUGGCGACAGCUUAAUCCCGGGGCCCAUUGCGGUGAACUUAGUAUCGAUUAUUAUUGGUAUACAGUGUAGCCUCGUUAUCAUUCCAGUUAAUGUUGCUAUAGUUACCAUUUUUAAGAGUGUGAAACCCAAAGGAACUGAAAAGACUGGUGAGGAAACGGAGGAACAGUCCUCAUCCUCAUCGGAUGAAACAAUUUGUGUCUCAGAAGUAGAAAUUUCCGACAUAGACGAAACAAAGUCAGGAAUUGAAAAGGAAUCUUCACCGAAUGAAGAAAUUCAUCUGAAUGGUAUUGAUUCCUCUGAAGAUGGUUAUGGCAGUGCUGAUAAUGAAGACCUAGUCGUAGUAAAUAAAGCAGGGAAAAAUUCAAGCGGCAAAAUGGAUUUCUUUCGACACAGACGAGAUGGAGGGCACAAAUAUGUUGUCCAAACAAACAGCCUUGACUCACAAAGCUCUGACUUUCUAGACGAAACGUCCGAAAAUUCAGUAAAUGAAAGAAAGGGCACAAAAAAAUGGUGGUGUUGCAGAAAACGAACCAAAGACAUCGAAGACGGCGACAGUAAGGAAAAGAGUGAAGAACAGGAAGAGAAAAAGAAGAAAAAAUCCGAUGGCUUCCUUCCACAUUGGUGUUUAUAUAUAGCAUGGACUCUGUGCAUCAUGGCGUCUUUUACAUCAGCCUUGUACACCUUAUUUUACAGCAUGAUGUGGGGACGGGAUAAAUCAAACCAGUGGUUUAUUUCAAUGAUCCUGACGUUCACUCAAGACACUCUCAUUAACCAGCCAGCAAAGGUUUUGUUCUUAUCAAUGGUAUAUGCCAUCUUCAUAAGGAAGAGUGACGAGGAAACAGAUGCCGAACAAGGAGUUGAAGACCCGCGAAAAGGGCAAGAUGAAGAGUGGCUUCAUGGCGACACUUUGGACAACGAAGACAGAGAAAAGGAACUGCUACGAUACAAACCUCCUGACGAAAGCAAAUUAAACGCCUUGCGAGAAACCAGGGUUAGAGAAAAGCAAUUGAAAGACAAGUUUAUCAAGCUGGGAGAUUACACUUUCGUCGUUCUUGUCCUGGUAUUGCUCAGUUAUGGCAACAGGGACCCACAGUCGUUCAUGAUGAGAAACUCGAUGGAAAAGGAAUUUAUACAUCCUCUUACAGCAUCCUACCCCCAAGGAAUUACAGAUGUGAACAAUUUGCAGCUAUUUAUGACAUGGACAGAGCAAAGCUUAAUUCCUUAUUUGUACGAACAUGACUGGUAUAAUGGAGAAAAGGUAACGAACAGAACUGGAUACACUUCAGGAAGACAGUCCAGACGACUUGGACGGAUUCGAUUGCGUCAAGUUCGCGUCGAGAACGGUAGCUGUUCUGUGACAAAAGUGCUGAGAGAAGUUAUCCACGAGUGCAAUCCUCCUUUUGAUGAAAAGCAUGAAGAUACCCGGAUGUUCAGCCCCGAAUGGCGCGCUGGAUAUCAACCGGCAGAGGACACUCCGCUGUACAAAAGAAGUGCAUCGGGGCAACUUUCUCCAUGGGCUUACUUGGACCCCACGGAAUCAAAUUCUUCAUUCACGUUUUACGGUAGAAUCGCGUUUUACCCUGGUGGUGGUUACAUGGCGGAGUUUGGUGAUUCCUUGGAGGAAACAGCCGCCUUCGUGAAGUAUCUCAAGUCGACCCAUUGGAUUGACAAGUACACCAGAGCUGUCUUUAUCGAAGGAGCAAUAUACAACCCUAACACGAACCUCAUUGGAGUCAUAGAGACUGGUGCGGAAGUAACGUCUGGAAAUGCUUUUUUACCGCGAGUUGAUUUUAAAAUCUUCAGACUAUUUGCCCGGCUGGAUCCUUCGUACGCCUUUAACUCAGCUUGUGAGUUGUUAUUCUUCGUGAUUAUCCUUUACACUCUGUACACGAUUAUCAAAGGUAUUUAUCAGCGGAGGAAGGAGUACUUCUAUGAAACAGUAAGUCAGCUGGACAUUAUCCUCUUUGUGGAUGGUGUUGCUAUCGUAGUUGUGUAUGUUGUUCGAGAGAGCAAACUCAAAAGUGCCGUGGCUACCCUUAAAAGUGAUCAAGAAUGGUUCAUGGACUUCUCCGAGUGUGCCUCUUACAACGAGACACUUGUCAUCUUGUACGCGUUUGCAGACUUUGUCGCCAUACUAAAGUUCAUCCAUUUCUUAAGCUUCACGCGCGUCGUUCAACUUUUAUCAACCACUAUCGCAAAAUCUGUAGUUGAGCUACAGUCCUUCGCCGUCAUGCUGUUUGCCAUAUACAUGGCGUACUCUUCAAUGGCAUUCACAGUCUUCGCGCCUUACGUGGAAGACUACAGGUCUUUCUCUGCAACCCUUGCCUCUUUGUCAUGUCUUGUGAUGGGAGUUUUUGAUCAUACUGAUUUUACUUCCCAGUCUGAUUACAAAACUGUGGGUUAUUUUUUCUUCACGACUUUUUCUGCCAGCAUGAUAUUUAUAUUUACAAACGUUGUUAUAACGAUCAUCAGCGUUGUGCACCAAGAUGUCUGCACCGACGAGGAGCUUAAGAAAAACCAAGAUUCUUUUUUUAACAUUAUUUUGGACAGAGUACUGAUUUUCACCGGGCUCAAAGGACCACCAGUCCGAGAGGAACCAGAAAUUGAAGAACCUUCUAUAUCGGAAAUACAAUGGAAUUCAAACGUAAACUAUAUAGAGAACAGUCAAUUGAAGCGGUUCAAAGGAUUGAUAAAAUCUAUUUAUGAUUACGAUGAAAUAGAGAACAUAUCACUGAUCAGGGCGUAUACGUGUACGUGGGAAAGAAAGACGAUACGUGAAAAUUCUGGUUACCAAGGAGACACAUCAAGAUCAAAUGCUGCUGACCAAAGCAACAAUGACGAGCACGGGCGCACAAAUGAUACGAAAAGUCAAAGUCAAGGAGAGUCUGUUGCGAAAGAUGAGCAACAACUGGAAAGCCCAUCAUCUAUGGAAGAAAAAAAUAGUCCAGCCGAAACUUUAACUAAGUUGAUCGCCAAAAAAACUGAAGAACUGAGAAGACUGGAGGAGCAAGGAGUUUGUGAUGAAAAAGAGAGAUUACGUUGCGUUAGAGUGAUUGAGUGCUUUCAGGACUUAUUGAAGAAAUCCGUGGGAGACGAGGACUCUGCUAAAAUGUUUCUAAGCCAUGAAGAGGAAUUUGAAGUCUAAUUAGAAAAAAAAUACAGAGUAGAAAAUCCAAAACCCAGUAAAAUGUGUAACAAACUUCGUAUUCACGUACUAAAAUCUUAACUGAUGACUAUUUAAGGUCGUACAGACUCACAUUCAGUCAUGAACUUCCUUGGGUUUCAAUAGUAAGA
This is a messenger RNA of Pocillopora damicornis (cauliflower coral), 11363 nucleotides long. RefSeq names its product polycystin-1. The record is from RefSeq and is a predicted model, not a curated record. Gene Ontology annotation, cellular component: plasma membrane. Gene Ontology annotation, molecular function: monoatomic cation channel activity; protein binding. Gene Ontology annotation, biological process: calcium ion transport. Lineage: Eukaryota; Metazoa; Cnidaria; Anthozoa; Scleractinia; Pocilloporidae.